Molecule: messenger RNA, 1652 nt
Organism: Durusdinium trenchii
Lineage: Eukaryota; Dinophyceae; Suessiales; Symbiodiniaceae
Source: the annotation of a GenBank genome assembly
CUAUUUUUGAGGCACCAACUUUACGGCUCUACGCCAAAACCACGGCGGCGUUCAUGAGCGCUCAUUCUACACCCGUUCACGUGAGCGGUGUCUUUCAGCGUAGCUUCCCACGUCUUCCUUCAGUGCCAAUGGUGUCAUGGGCCAAAUGCGCGAGGUGCUACCCGGACAACCCCUGGUGCGUUCGCAUCAUCUCCGUCUGCAUUUGCAUCAUGGGCUGCAUUGGGGUGGCCAACAAUUCUCGCAUUGCAACCAUGGAGAGCUACGACAUCGUCACUCAAAUGAUCCACUUGGAGUCUGCGCAGUCGAAGAAGUCAAGCCUCCUGCCUGCGGUGGGUUAUUCGGUCAGAUACGUCACCGUCGCGGGGAUCAUUGCGGGGCUUAGCGCAGUGGUGCUUGGUGCGAUUGGUUUCGUGGGGCAAAUGGCCAAGUCUCCCACCAGGAUUUGUGUCUAUUCACUCGGCUCCCUGGUGUUGCUGAUCGUGGCCAUUUGGCGCUUGAUCUACGCCUUCACAUCCGUGCCGUUAUUGGACGCUGCGGUGGACCAGCAGAUCACCGAGUGGUGCCUCCCCGAGAACAGGAAGUUGUACUAUUCCAAGUUGGAAUGUCCUGUGAGGCGGAAGUACAUCGUCUUGCCCAAAGACAGUCCCGAAUGUGGGCCGGAGUGCGAAGAGAAACUGCAGCUGUUGCAAGACAUGGGCGGCUGCCGCUUCCUGAACAGGAUUUGCGAGGAUCACAGCUUUGACUUCGUGGGGAAGGGCCGCUGUCUGGCCGAAGAGGCCGAUGGGCGACUGGUGCCAGCACCCUAUCGAAAAGGCAGUGUUGAAACCACGGACACCUGCUGUCGCUUAGAGUGCAAUUUGAUGUCCAUUUGCAAGGGGUAUUCCUUCCAUGUUGAGAAGGAGACCUUGAACUGGCACGGGGGACAAGAGAUAGCAGGCACUUGCUACUUGAUGACUCCAGAUUUGUCUCGAGGUGCAGUGUCUCCUGGAACGGAGAUCAUCAAAGACUUGGCCAACGAGAAUGCCACCGAGGCGGAGAUCGUCCAGGCUGUCCAGGAAGAGGCUCCUCGACGUUUGUGGUCGAAAGACAGCGUGCGCCGGGACGAGCAGUUCCACAAGCAGCUGAAGGAGAUGUACAGGAGAUGCAGCUCGCAGACCUUCGACGUCGGUUCCAUCACGCAGUGGGACCCGUACCAACCCUUGGUGCUGGUGAGCAGCGACAAGAGGCGACAAACCUCGUGCUGGAAGAAGGGCCGGCCACGGAUUGUCCAGGAGACCCUCCAAUCCAAUAUGUGGAGCAGUAUCAUUUGCUCGGUGGAGGUGGUGCUGCUCGCCCUGGCCACGACCACUGGGCUUUUUUACCAGUACUCCUUGGCCACCAAGAGGAGAGGCCGAAAAGGGCUUGCCUUCGUGUUGAAGCACAUGCUUUGCCCCUGCCUCGGGAACAACUCCAAUAGGGCAAGGAAGAUCUCCGACGACUUCUCCAGCGAGUCGGAGUCCACAGGCUCUUCACGAUCUUCCAGUUCCUCAGAUGUCCUUUGAAAAGCGCGUCAGUGCGCUGGAAGGACUGGGCUUUUGGUGACUGAGAAUGCCAAAGUGCAGUCUACGGUCAAGAGAAGAUAUUGGGUGUGGGUCAAGACAUGUCAAGGGCCA